Molecule: messenger RNA, 2065 nt
Organism: Terrapene triunguis (Three-toed box turtle)
Lineage: Eukaryota; Metazoa; Chordata; Testudines; Emydidae
Gene: SLC16A7
Product: solute carrier family 16 member 7
Exons: 5
Coding region: 94-1539 (481 amino acids)
Biological process (GO): monocarboxylic acid transport; transmembrane transport
Cellular component (GO): membrane
Molecular function (GO): monocarboxylic acid transmembrane transporter activity
Source: RefSeq, a predicted model, not a curated record
GUGAGAGGAGCCGGCGGCGGCGGCGGGAUUAGAUCCAGCCCACCCAGCCCAAGCUAGAGACCAGCCUAGCUUGAAAACAGACAAAGCCUGACAAUGCCGCCAGCAACAACAGCACCACAAUACGCACCCCCAGAUGGAGGAUGGGGCUGGGUUGUGGUCUUUGGGGCUUUUAUCUCCAUUGGAUUUUCCUAUGCAUUCCCAAAAGCCAUCACAGUGUUCUUCAAGGAAAUUCAGGAGAUCUUCCACACAUCAUAUAGUGAAAUAGCUUGGAUAUCAUCGAUUAUGUUGGCUGUUAUGUAUGCAGGAGGUCCCAUAAGCAGUGUCUUGGUGAACAAAUAUGGUUGCCGGCCAGUGAUGAUGGCAGGAGGUGUAUUGUGUUCAUUUGGAAUGAUUACUUCCUCUUUCUGCAAUAGUGUCCUGGAGCUUUACAUAUGUGUAGGAAUUGUUGGAGGUCUUGGCUUAGCCUUCAACUUGCAGCCUUCCUUGACUAUGAUUGGCAAGUAUUUCUAUAAGAAGCGGCCCAUUGCUAAUGGACUGGCCAUGGCUGGAAGUCCAGUGUUUCUAAGCACACUGGCACCUCUCAAUCAAUUCCUCUUUAAUGCAUUUGGAUGGAAAGGAAGCUUUCUCAUUCUGGGAGGACUUCUUUUGAACUGCAUUGUGGCCGGGUCACUUAUGAGACCUGUUGGACCAAAACCAGUCCCUCCUGUGAAAAAAGAUGUUGAGAAGGGAGCAGGAGAUUCAGCCUUACACAUGAAUAACAAGAAGAAGUCAUUCUGGCAAACUGUGAAUAAAUACUUAGAUCUGUCCCUCUUUAAACACAGAGGGUUUCUGGUUUAUUUGUCAGGAAAUGUUAUUAUGUUUGUUGGCUUCUUUGCCCCAAUAGUAUUCUUGGCUCCUUAUGCCAAACACAAGGGAAUUGAUGAAUAUUCUGCUGCUUUUUUGCUCUCUAUUCUAGCUUUUGUAGACAUGUUUGCUAGGCCUUCAAUGGGACUUGUAGCAAACUCCAAAUACAUCCGGCCAAAAAUCCAGUACUUCUUUAGUUUUGCUGUCUUGUACAAUGGCAUCUGUCAUAUCAUGUGCCCACUGGCAGAGGACUAUACAGGCCUGGUGGUAUAUGCUGUACUUUUUGGAUUUGCUUUUGGAAUGGUUAGCAGUAUCCUUUUUGAGUCGUUGAUGGAUCUCGUUGGUGCAGCCAGGUUUUCCAGUGCUGUGGGACUUGUCACAAUUGUGGAGUGCUGCCCUGUUCUCCUAGGCCCCCCUCUAGGAGGUUGGUUAGUGGAUAUAACUGGAGAAUAUAAAUACAUGUACAUUGUCUGCGGAUCGAUUGUGAUUGUGGCAAGUAUUUGGUUGUUCAUCGGCAAUGCCAUCAACUACAGGCUUUUGGCAAAAGAGAAGAAGUUAGAAGAAGAAAAACAGAAAGCAUUAAAGAAUGCUGAUCCCAAGGAAGCAGAACCUUUGACCAACAAUGAGAAUGAGGAGGCUGCCAACAGGGCUGACAAAGUACUCAAUGAUUCUUCAGAAAGGGAAACUAAUAUUUAAUAUGAAAUAUGGCUCAGACGUCAAUGUUUUUUACUUCCAUUACAAGUAUUUUGUCAAGUUACAGGCAGGUUUUGUAGUAAUAAUGAUCAGUCACAAUAUUGGAUGAGAACAGAAAUUUGCCAAAGCCAAGAUUCCAGACAAAUUACAAUCGACAGUUUGUUUGUUUGUUUAUUUUAGUGAUGAGAAUUUUAGAUUUCAGAGACAGCGACUCCAUGCACAUGAGUCCAUUCCAACUGUAACUAUGGACAGUAUGGGUCAGGUAGAGUUAAACUUUAAGGUCCUCCAUGACAAAUUAUCUUGUUCCAAAAUAACUUCUAAUGCAACAGUAUCUGUUUAGUCUUGUUACAGAAGCCAUCUGUCUUAACCCUCUGGCCUGCCAGUGCCUGUUGACUUCUACCCGCCACCAUAUUUUGGCCUCUAGUAUUAAAGAAGGAUAUCAGAUUAUGGGUCAAGAUCUGAAAAGGAAGACAAAAUACUGAAAUGACCUGAGUAAAGUGCAUAAGAAACUGCCUGCCCUUUUAUAAUG